Messenger RNA from Leguminivora glycinivorella, 2354 nucleotides. Its product is annotated as ATP-binding cassette sub-family D member-like. The record is from RefSeq and is a predicted model, not a curated record. Bases 309 to 2354 code for a protein of 681 amino acids. Gene Ontology annotation, biological process: very long-chain fatty acid catabolic process; fatty acid beta-oxidation; peroxisome organization. Gene Ontology annotation, molecular function: ATP binding; ABC-type transporter activity; ATP hydrolysis activity. Gene Ontology annotation, cellular component: peroxisomal membrane. The transcript has 14 exons. NCBI's taxonomy places the organism in Eukaryota, Metazoa, Arthropoda, Insecta, Lepidoptera, Tortricidae.
UAUUUUCUACCUAAUGGACGUGCUACGAGGCCCGCUCGCGCUCGUUCCGUGAAGAUUUAUUUGGAAAUAAGCAAUUAAAUUAUUUCACGCGUGUAUCAGUUACGAACUAAGUGCCGAAAUUAAAUAAUCUAGACUUCCUUUAGUCUCUAAAACUGUCUAGGACUUUGUUGGAGACUUCAAUUGCGAGUUAUCCGCAAUAAUAACAAGCUGAGUAAUCUAAUAUAGUUGCUAUCGAAAAAUGGACGAGACGUGACACAUAACAAAAGCAACACAUCCUAAACUCAAAUCUCGAUCUCAGAUAAGUCAAAAUGCCGGCCAUACUAACAAAGAUUCGGGAGCAGGCGUCGCGGGUUCAGCCGUCGAUCGCUGUAGGCGUUGGUGUUGGCGUGGCCUUAGCCGCUUGUGCGUUAUACGGCACUAGGGAGAGAAAGCAGGCUCCUUGUAACAACAACAAUAAUAAUUAUAAGAUCGCAAAAAAUGGCGAACUACAUUCUGUUCAGAAUGGUUCCAAUGGGCAAACUUGUGGCGGGCGAUGCGGCGCGGAGCAGUGCGCCCUCUGUCGGGGCGACGUCGACACCGACAACAAACAGAAUAUUGAAGACGCCGAAGAACCAGCGCCAGAAGAAAAACACGUCCCUGGACUAAACCUGGAGUUCCUCCGGCAAAUGGUGUCUCUAGCCAAGAUUAUGGUACCCGGGUUCCGUAGCCACGAGGUCGCCUUGCUGACUGGACACACACUGUGCUUGUUCACGAGGACUUUGCUCUCUAUUUAUGUUGCUGCUUUAGAGGGGUCUAUAAUGAAACACAUAGUCCAAAAGGACCUCAAGAAAUUCGCUGCCCUUCUCCUUCAAUGGUUCGGAAUCGCCAUCCCGGCCACCUUCAUCAACUCCAUGAUCCGAUAUCUGGAGAGCAGACUAGCUCUGGCCUUCAGGACGAGACUGGUCAACCAUGCUUAUGACAUGUACUUCAAGAAUCAGACGUACUAUAGGGUGGCGAAUUUGGACGCCAGGAUUGAAAACGCUGAUCAUAGAUUAACAGAAGAUGUGUCAGUGUUUACGCAGUCUGUGGCACAUCUGUACGGGUCUCUGACGAAACCCUGUUUCGACCUGCUCCUCAUAGUGCUGACGCUCGCCAGCUAUUCUAGCAAGAUGAAGGGCAACAUUUUCAUUGGUCCCGGUUUCGCUACAGUGGUAAUCUGCAUGACUGGUCAAGUCCUGCGUAUGCUGUCGCCUCGUUUCGGAGCUCUGGCUGGCGAGGAAGCCAGGAUGAAGGCCAACCUUCGCCACGUCCACGCUUCUAUCAUAGCUCAUGCUGAGGAGGUGGCUUUCUACGGCGGCCACAAGGUGGAACUAGGCCAACUACAAUCAGCCUACAAGGAACUAGUCGCGCAAAUGACCGGAGUCUUCAACAAGAAGCUGUGGUACGUCAUGCUAGAGCAAUUCUGCAUGAAGUACGUGUGGAGCGGCACCGGCAUGGUCAUGCUAGCGCUGCCCAUCCUCACCGGGACCAAGGGCGACGGAUCGGCGAGUGAAGGUAUCAGCGCCCGAACAGAGUACAUGACUACUUCUAGGCAUCUGCUGAACUCUGCUGCUGACGCCAUUGAGAGGCUCAUGUCCAGUUAUAAGGAAGUAGUGACGCUAGCGGGCUACGCUGAACGUGUCUCCGACAUGUUGGACGUGUUUGGCGAGGUGGCGCGCGGAGAAUGCGUUCGAAACGUCCACGUCUCCGCUUCCAAGGACAACCCUAACGCCUUCCAGGUCACGUUUAGGGACAAGCGGCCUGUUCCACAAGGAAAAAUUACCUACACGAACGACCUAUCAAUCCGACUUCGCAACGUGCCAAUAGUGACGCCAGCGUGCGACGUGGUCGCUAGCGGAGUGUCACUAGACAUAGCACCAGGCACACAUCUACUUAUAGUUGGACCCAAUGGCUGUGGCAAAUCCAGUUUGUUCCGCAUAAUCUCCGGAUUAUGGCCGGUGCACGGCGGCUCGCUGGCCGUGCCGCGGCCCUGCGCAUGCGCGCACUGCGCCGACGACGCGCCACCUACAGGCCACUGCACUUCCAGGCCUAUCAUGUUCUACAUCCCUCAGAGACCAUACAUGUCCAUGGGCUCUCUAAUGGACCAAGUGACGUAUCCGACUCGCGUUUCGCCCGACGACCAGGAAGCAUUCGAUCGCGCCACACACAUCCUCAAGGUCGUGCGGCUCGACGCAUGCGCGGCGCGGCAUGGCGGCCUCAAGGCCGUGCGCGACUGGCGCGCCACGCUCAGCGGCGGAGAAAAGCAGAGAAUGGCCAUGGCUAGGAUGUUCUACCACAUGGGGGUCAUGACCCCCCUGGUAAGUUAUACAAAUUGA